CCCCUCAUGUAAUGAAGAACUCUGCUAGAGAGCUGCAACACUUAGACUCUGGGUUGGAUUUUAUUACCGUGAUGAAAUUACACAAGCAUUGCCUCUCUCUCCCUGCCUGCUUCACUCUCUGCGCUGCUCCUGGGCUCUCUCCGCUGGCUCCGCAGCCGGGCUGGGGCCGGCAGGGAAGCAGGUAGGACACGCUGGGCUCCCUCCCAGCGCUGGGCUUCCUGGGCUGGGAUCCCCGGGGCUGCAUCAUUGGCAUGCGGCUCCUGGCAGGACUGCAUCAGUGCUAGAGGAGAUGCGAGCGCAGAGCCGCGCCGCGCCGCGCCGCCCGCACCGCCCGAACCUCCCCAGCCUCCCCGGGGCCCCCCAGGACAUGACCUUCAGCACCACAAUGAAUCAGGAAAAACCUGUCAAAUCCUCCUAGCUCCCUGGCUGUGCAAUUUGCUGUUCCCUCGCUGUUCCCCAGACAGCAGCUUUUCUCACUCAAAGCACAGAAGCCAGCAAGUCACAAAUGACAGCUGAAAAGUGAAGCAUUACCAAAAGCUGCGUGAGACUCUGUCAAAGAGAACCUUUAUAUAUAAUUCCCCUUCUGAGCCUGGGAAGCUGUGCAUCCCAUCAGUUCCACAGAACGCAGAGAAGGUAUGUUCAAGUAACCAACACCAGAAGCUGCAGAAAUCCACACACACUUUAGAGUAUCCACAGAGUGACCUGCAGCAUUUAGAAUUCUCCGUUCAGAAUGGAUGAUGGGUACAGAAACACAAACCAGGUCUCAGAUGACUACAGGUACCAGGAUGGCAACUACGAGGAGCCCGCGCAGGAGGAGGAUGCCCAGAGCGACGUCACAGAGGGCCACGACGAGGAUGAUGAGGUCUAUGAGGGGGAGUACCAAGGGAUCCCACACCCAGAUGACAUCAAAGAAAAGCAGAAGAAGCGAGGCCCUGCCGUGGAUGAUGAGUACAGAGACCGUGCUGACCUUAUGGCUGAGAGGAUGGAGGACGAGGAGCAGCUUGCCCACCAGUAUGAGAACAUCAUUGAGGAGUGUGGCCACGGACGCUUCCAGUGGACUCUCUUCUUUGUUUUAGGGUUGGCACUGAUGGCAGAUGGGGUGGAGGUGUUUGUGGUUGGAUUUGUUCUUCCCAGUGCUGAGAAGGAUAUGUGCUUGUCCAGUUCCAACAAAGGGAUGCUGGGCUUGAUAGUCUACUUAGGAAUGAUGGUGGGGGCUGUCUUGCUGGGUGGCCUCGCUGAUAAACUGGGAAGAAAGCAAUGCCUCAUCAUAUCACUGGCAAUCAAUGCUGCCUUUGCCUUCCUCUCCUCCUUCGUCCAGGGAUACGGAUUCUUCCUCUUCUGCCGCCUUAUCUCGGGCCUCGGUAUUGGGGGCACCCUCCCCAUCGUGUUUGCCUAUUUCUCUGAAUUCCUGUCCCGUGAGAAGAGGGGGGAACACCUGAGCUGGCUUUGCAUGUUCUGGAUGAUUGGUGGCAUUUAUGCUUCGGCAAUGGCUUGGAGCAUCAUCCCACAUUACGGCUGGGGGUUCAGUAUGGGAACCAAGUACCACUUCCACAGCUGGAGAGUCUUUGUGCUCGUGUGUGCUCUGCCCUGCAUCGCCUCCCUGGUGGCACUGAAGUUCAUGCCUGAAAGCCCUCGGUUUUUGCUGGAGAUUGGUAAACAUGAUGAAGCUUGGAUGAUACUCAAGCAAGUCCACGACACCAACAUGCGGGCCAAGGGCGAGCCAGAGCGGGUGUUUACGGUUUCUUAUAUCAAAACUCCAAAGCAAGUAGAUGAAUUUAUUGAAAUCCAGAGCUCAACAGGGACCUGGUACCAGCGGUGGCUGGUCAGAAUCACAACUACUUUAAAGCAGGUUUGGGACAACGUGCUAUAUUGUUUAACAGCCCAGUACAGGAUGAACACACUGAUGCUGGCUGUGGUUUGGUUUACAAUGGCCUUAAGUUACUACGGCCUUAUUGUCUGGUUCCCUGACAUGAUCCGCUAUUUCCAAGAUGAGGCAUAUGAAUCCCGAGUGAAGAUCUUUGAUGAGGAAGAAGUGUCCCAUUUCACCUUUAAUUUCACCCUGGAAAACCAGAUCCACAGAAAUGGGGAGUACAGGAACGACAAAUUUAUUGGCAUGAAAUUCAAGGAAGUGAGAUUUGAGGAUUCAUUAUUUGAGGAUUGCUACUUUGAAGAUGUGAGAUCCAGUGAGACCUUCUUUGAAAACUGCACCAUCAUCUCUACUGUCUUUUAUAACACCGAUCUCUACGAACACAAAUUCAUCAACUGCAGGCUCAUCAACACCACAUUCAUGAGUGAGAAGGAAGGCUGCCACAUCGACUUUGAGGAGGACAAUGAUUUUCUGAUCUACCUGGUCAGCUUCCUGGGCAGCCUGUCCGUGCUGCCAGGCAACAUCAUCUCUGCACUGCUCAUGGACAAAAUCGGGAGGAUAAAGAUGAUCGGCGGCUCGAUGCUGAUCUCAGCCGUGUGCUGCUUCUUCCUGUUCUUCGGGAACAGCGAGUCGGCGAUGAUCGGCUGGCAGUGCCUCUUCUGCGGGGCCAGCAUCGCCGCCUGGAACGCCCUGGAUGUCAUCACCGUGGAGCUCUACCCCACCCACAAAAGGGCAACAGCCUUUGGCAUCCUCAAUGGGCUUUGCAAGUUUGGUGCCAUCCUGGGGAACUCCAUCUUUUCCUCCUUCGUAGGGAUAACCAAGGUGGUUCCCAUUCUGCUGGCCUCCUCCGCCCUGGUGGGAGGGGGCCUGCUUGCCUUGCGCCUGCCAGAGACUCGAGAACAGGUCCUGAUGUGAGCAGCAGAGGCCAGGGGGUGUGGGGGGAGGGCAGGUGUAGAAGAAGAACAAAAAAGAGCCGUGUCUGGAAUACCCAAAAUGUUCGCUCGAUGCUGUUCUGUCGAUACCUCAAAGCGAGACGGCAGAGGGGAAGAAAACCCGCAGGGAUAUGAACAAAACCAUCGUUUCUAACCUUCCUACAGCCACAACUGGUGCAUGCAGCCCCCACACACCCCUUGCAGAGCUUGGGUUCCACCUGCCUACGCUGGGAGCCCCCCUGUCCCCGUGCAUCCCCCUGCAAGGACACCAGACAGCGCGGUGAGCCCACCCGGGUGUGACACGGGAGGACAGACCCGACCCUCCUGCCUCUGCCCAGCUGCGACACCCUGCCGUGCCUGCCCACCCACUGGGACACUCAGAGCAUCCAGGGGAGGCAGGUAACAAACCUGCUGGGGGUGAGCUCCAGCAACAGGGCUGAGUUGCAGGCACCCCAGCUGUCUUGAUUUUGGGAUCACCACUCCACCCACCUGGAAGAGAGAGUCCUGAUUUCUCAAGGAUGUGAGGGUGGGUGCUCAGCUGUCUCAGAAGACUCAGAGCUUCAAAGCCCUUUGCUGUCUUCACUUGGGCACAGGGAAUCACUAGGCACCUUCUUGCUGUGGAAGAGAAAUACCUAAAUAAUUAUAUGUAUAUAUAUAUGUAUUUACACCUACUUGCAAAC
This is a messenger RNA of Ficedula albicollis (Collared flycatcher), 3479 nucleotides long. It is a transcript of the gene SV2B, whose product is annotated as synaptic vesicle glycoprotein 2B. Bases 731 to 2782 code for a protein of 683 amino acids. The transcript is spliced from 13 exons. Gene Ontology annotation, cellular component: membrane. Gene Ontology annotation, molecular function: transmembrane transporter activity. The record is from RefSeq and is a predicted model, not a curated record. NCBI's taxonomy places the organism in Eukaryota, Metazoa, Chordata, Aves, Passeriformes, Muscicapidae. Gene Ontology annotation, biological process: transmembrane transport; chemical synaptic transmission.